Messenger RNA from Fusarium sp. VM40, 1482 nucleotides. The record is from the annotation of a GenBank genome assembly. Lineage: Eukaryota; Fungi; Ascomycota; Sordariomycetes; Hypocreales; Nectriaceae.
AUGUCGGUCGAUCCCCAGCAGCUGUUGGACACGCUCUCGAGCCACGCUCGCAAGUACUCCGACAUUGCCUCCGAGUUCAUCGAUAAGAAUGUCGACCGCGCCGCCGUGGUCGUCAGAGACACCCUCUCCACGUCCGAGUGGGUGCCGGAGUCAGUGAGACCCAAGCCGGCCGUCCCGGAGGUGGUGGCCGUCGUGGCGUUGUCUCGCUUCGAACGAUUUCAGAACUGGAUUGCCGAGCAUAAAAUUUUGACCGGCGUUAUCGUUUUGACCUGCGGAACCGUCGUUUACAAGGGAUACUAUGAGAGCCGUUCCAUGAGGAAGACAAGACGGGCGAGAAGGGCCAGGAACGGCGGACGUACAGAUGUUGUCGUUAUCGCUGGAUCUCCAACUCUUCCUUUGACAAGGUCUUUGUCUCUGGAUAUGGAGAGGCGGGGCUUCAUUGUCUUUAUCGUCUGCAAUGCCGCUGAGGACGAAUCCAUGGUCCAAGCUAUGAAGAGACCUGAUAUUCGACCUCUGAGCAUUGACACAACUGACCCUCCCAGCGCUGGCUCCGCCAUUGAGCACUUUGCUCACUUCCUCCAGUCGCCUCAAGCUCCCGGACCUGGAAUGAAGCCCAACCAGCUCACUCUCAAAUCAGUUAUUCUGAUCCCGAGCCUACACUACCAGACAUCUCCUAUCGCAACCAUCCCACCCUCCAACUUUGCCGACCUCUUCAACACCCACCUCCUCCAGCCUAUCCUUGCCAUCCAGGCUUUCUUGCCUCUACUCACAUCCCGCUUGAACCCCAUUGGAGAAAAAUGGAUUCCUCCCAAGGUUCUCGUCUUUACUCCCUCCAUCAUCUCAUCUAUCAACCCGCCGUUCCAUGCGCCUGAGGCAACAGUGUGCUCGGCUUUAUCCGCCUUCACUGAGGUCCUCACCGCCGAACUCAGACCCCUGGACAUCCCGGUGACCCACAUGCAGCUAGGCACUUUUGACUUCUCUAGUUUCGUCCCUACUCGAGGUGGUGCUCACCAAGGACUUGUCACUGCAGGAAACCCUGAGUCUCCUCUCGUCUGGCCAGAGGGCGCUCGACACGUCUAUGCUAAAAACUUCGUUGCCCAGACCAGCUCAGCCAUCUCCGGCGGCCGUAUUCGUGGACUCAAGGGAAGCUCGCUGCGACGUCUGCACAACUCUGUCUUCGAUGUGAUUGAUGGAUCUGUCACCGCUGACACCGUGAGAGUUGGUCUCGGCGCCAGCGUCUACGGAUUCGUCGGCCGAUGGGCCCCUCGAAGCCUCGUUUCCUGGAUGAUGGGCAUCCGCCGGGUCGAUGAGCUCUCCACAUGGAAGACAAGCUCCUACGAAGGUUCAGAAAGCAGCAGCGACGAUGAGAGCGAGAAGGGAGAGGAGGAAUCCAGCGAGUUUGUUGCUGUCCCAAAUGAAAGCAACGUAUGGCAUGCCGACCCCGAGGCUGUAUGGACUCCCCAGGCAUCAGAGUCAUCCUAA